Messenger RNA from Nyctereutes procyonoides (raccoon dog), 2042 nucleotides. Its product is annotated as plastin-3-like. Gene Ontology annotation, cellular component: cytoplasm; actin filament; actin filament bundle. The transcript has a single exon. Gene Ontology annotation, molecular function: actin filament binding; calcium ion binding. Bases 133 to 2025 code for a protein of 630 amino acids. Lineage: Eukaryota; Metazoa; Chordata; Mammalia; Carnivora; Canidae. The record is from RefSeq and is a predicted model, not a curated record. Gene Ontology annotation, biological process: actin filament bundle assembly; actin filament network formation.
CGGAGGCUGCUGGGCUGGGGCCGGGACUCUGCGACUACCCAGCCUCAGACUACUCUGGAAGGUGAUUUACCUAACUUAUCUACUGAGAAGUUUGUCCCUCUUCAGUGACAUUUUAACAUCAUAGAUCUUUAAAUGGAGGAGAUGGCUACCACUCAGAUUUCCAAAGAUGAGCUUGAUGAACUCAAAGAGGCCUUUGCAAAAGUUGAUCUCAACAGCAAUGGAUUCAUCUGUGACUAUGAACUUCAUGAGCUUUUCAAGGAAGCCAAUAUGCCAUUACCAGGAUAUAAAGUGAGGGAAAUCAUUCAAAAACUCAUGCUGGAUGGUGACAGGAAUAAAGAUGGGAAGAUAAGUUUCGAUGAAUUUGUCUAUAUUUUCCAAGAGGUAAAAAGCAGUGACAUUGCCAAAACCUUCCGCAAAGCAAUCAACAGGAAAGAAGGGAUUUGUGCUCUGGGAGGCACUUCAGAGCUGUCCAGUGAAGGAACACAGCAUUCUUACUCAGAGGAAGAAAAAUACGCUUUCGUUAACUGGAUAAACAAGGCUUUGGAAAAUGAUCCUGACUGCAGACAUGUUAUACCCAUGAACCCAAAUACCGAUGACCUAUUCAAAGCUGUUGGUGAUGGAAUUGUGCUUUGUAAAAUGAUCAACCUUUCAGUCCCCGAUACAAUUGAUGAAAGAGCAAUCAACAAGAAGAAACUUACACCCUUCAUCAUUCAGGAAAACUUGAACUUGGCCCUGAACUCCGCUUCUGCCAUCGGGUGUCACGUUGUGAACAUCAGUGCAGAGGAUUUGCGGGCUGGGAAACCCCAUCUGGUUCUGGGACUCCUCUGGCAGAUCAUUAAGAUCGGUUUGUUCGCCGACGUUGAAUUAAGCGGGAAUGAAGCCUUGGCUGCCUUACUUCGAGAUGGUGAGACUUUGGAGGAGCUUAUGAAAUUGUCUCCGGAAGAGCUUCUGCUCAGAUGGGCAAACUUUCACUUGGAAAACUCGGGCUGGCAAAAAAUCAACAACUUUAGUGCUGACAUCAAGGAUUCCAAAGCCUAUUUCUAUCUUCUCAAUCAAAUUGCACCAAAAGGACAAAAGGAAGGUGAACCGCGUAUAGAUAUUAACAUGUCAGGUUUCAACGAAACAGAUGAUUUGAAGAGAGCCGAGAGUAUGCUUCAACAGGCUGACAAGUUAGGUUGCAGACAGUUUGUUACCCCUGCUGAUGUGGUCAGUGGAAACCCCAAACUGAACUUAGCCUUUGUGGCUAACCUGUUUAAUAAAUACCCAGCACUAACCAAGCUGGAGAACCAGGAUAUUGACUGGACUCUACUGGAAGGAGAAACUCGUGAAGAAAGAACCUCCCGUAACUGGAUGAAUUCUCUUGGAGUUAAUCCCCAUGUAAACCAUCUCUAUGCUGACCUGCAAGAUGCCCUGGUAAUAUUACAGUUGUAUGAACGAAUUAAAGUUCCUGUCGACUGGAAUAAGGUUAAUAAGCCUCCAUACCCGAAACUCGGAGCCAACAUGAAAAAGCUAGGAAACUGCAACUACGCUGUUGAACUGGGGAAGCAUCCUGCCAAAUUCUCCCUGGUUGGGAUCGGAGGGCAAGACCUGAAUGAUGGAAACCAAAUGCUGACAUUAGCUUUAGUCUGGCAGCUGAUGAGAAGAUACACCCUCAAUGUUCUGGAAGACCUUGGAGAUGGGCAGAAAGCUAAUGAUGACAUCAUCGUAAGCUGGGUGAACAGAACAUUGGCUGAAGCUGGAAAAUCAACUUCUAUUCAGAGUUUCAAGGACAAGACGAUCAGCUCCAGUUUGGCAGUUGUGGACUUAAUUGACGCCAUCCAGCCGGGCUGCAUAAACUAUGACCUUGUUAAGAGCGGCAACCUGACAGAGGAUGACAAGCACAAUAAUGCCAAGUACGCCGUGUCCAUGGCUAGAAGAAUUGGAGCCAGGGUGUACGCUCUCCCCGAAGACCUUGUGGAAGUAAAGCCCAAGAUGGUCAUGACUGUGUUUGCAUGCUUGAUGGGCAGGGGGAUGAAGAGGGUGUAAAAAAUCACCCAUGGAAA